Messenger RNA from Zootoca vivipara (common lizard), 789 nucleotides. The record is from RefSeq and is a predicted model, not a curated record. Lineage: Eukaryota; Metazoa; Chordata; Lepidosauria; Squamata; Lacertidae.
AUGGACCCUUGCAACUGCCUCUUGACCAGUUUGAGCACCUCCAGAAUUAUGCUGCAGCUGACUGUCAUGAUCAAUUAUAUUCUGUACUACAGCCUUCCAGAGAAAUAUACGCGUACUUUUACACAGGAUAUUGGCUCAUUUUUCUGGUUGUUUCUCAGCAAUGUUAGCCUCUGGUGUGCCACAUGGCUCGAUAUUUUCUACUGUGUGAAGGUCACCAACUUCCCCCAUCACCUGUUUCUCUGGCUGAAGCUAAGGAUCGAUGUACUUGCACCCAGACUGCUCGGAAUGGUGGUAAUAGCUCUCAUCCUCUUCUCUGUUCAUCCAACCAUUCUUUAUUUUGAAACUAAGAAGUUCUGCGAUCUCUCAGGAACUCUGACACAGAAUGCCAGUCUCAGCAAGGUUUGCCACGACCCAUUAUUAGCUUUUAGAACUCUACAGUUCUGCUCUAUAUGCAUGAGUUUCAUUCUCAGUGUAACGGCUUCCAUGGUUUUGCUCAUUUCUCUUUGGAUGCACAUAAGGAAUCUAAGAAAGAGUGGCCCUGCCAUUAAGGACCUCAGCACUCAGGUCUAUCUCAAUGUCAUGAAGUCUUUGUUGUUCUCUCUGUUGUUUGGCAUUAUAUAUUUUGCUGCUCUAGUCAUUCCUUUGGCUAAUUUGUACACGUAUGGCACAAAUAUGCAAUUAGUCUUUGAUUUAGUGCUGCCGGCACUCCUUUCAGCACACUCGGUAAUCUUGAUAUUGUCCAAUGCAAAACUGAAAGUAAUUUUAGUGCGCAUUCUGAAACUCAGAUAA